Molecule: messenger RNA, 402 nt
Organism: Neogale vison (American mink)
Lineage: Eukaryota; Metazoa; Chordata; Mammalia; Carnivora; Mustelidae
Product: ADP-ribosylation factor 1-like
Exons: 1
Coding region: 1-402 (133 amino acids)
Biological process (GO): intracellular protein transport; vesicle-mediated transport
Cellular component (GO): cytoplasm
Molecular function (GO): GTPase activity; nitrogenase activity; GTP binding
Source: RefSeq, a predicted model, not a curated record
AUGGGAAAUAUCUUCUCGAACCUCUUUAAGGGCUUUUUUGGCAAAAAAGAAAUGCGCAUGCAUUCUCAUGGUGGGCUUGGAUGUUGCAGAAGGACCACCAUCCCGUACAAACAGAAGCUGGGUGAGAUCGUGGCCACCGUUCCCACCGUAGGCUUCACUGUGGAAACCAUGGAAACCAUGGAGGACAAGACCAUCAGCCUCACCGUGUGGGACUCAGGUGGCCAGGACAAGGCCCCGCCCCUGUGGCACCACCGCUUCCAGAACACACAAGGUCUCAUCUUCACAGCCGACAGAAGUGACAGAGAGCAGGACCUCCCCAACACCACGAAUGCAGCGGAGAUCACGGACAGGCUGGGGCUGCGCUCCCUGCACCCCAGGAACUGGUACAGUCAGGCCACCUGA